UUUUUAUUUUGUUCUCAUCGCAAUAAUGCCGGAAUCUCGUGCUAUAGUAUUGUACUGGGCUGUGAUUCUGACCCUACUGACCCUAUGGCUGGAACUUGGUGUUGCAGGAACAUUACCCACUCAUCACCGUCCACUACGAUUGCCCAAUGAGACGUAUCCAUUGAGCUAUCAAUUGCAUAUCAAUAGCAGCAUACAUAUGGGAAAUUUUCUAUUUAACGGAAAUGCCACCAUUGACAUCGAGAUUAGACAGUCGACAAACGAAAUUGUGCUACACGCAAAGAACUUGAGUGAUUUUCGGAUUACAGUGCUACGUCUCAAUGAUGAUGCUGCUGCCAUUGGCGCCGGCGCCGCCGAAUUUGAACUUGUUGAUGAUCUUACGCACACGUUUGAUUCGCAUGGCAGUUUUCUGGUGAUAUAUCCAUUUGAGAAUUAUCAAGCCUUUGAGGCGGGUCAACGCUAUAGAGUCGAAAUACUCUAUACAGGUGAAAUGCAAAAGAAAGCUAGAGGAUUAUAUUGGAUGACCUAUGAAAAUGAAUUGGAUAAUCGUACUGUAUACGUAGCCGCUACACAAUCGGAACCCACAUAUGCACGUAUGAUCUUUCCGUGCUACGAUGAGCCCGCCAUUAAAUCGAACUUUAGCAUCAGGCUAACACAUAGUGGCAAUUAUAUAGCCAUAUCCAAUAUGCCAGUUAAAGAAUUAAUACGUCACAAUGCUGAUCUAACAACCACUUCGUUUCUACCUACACCGCCGAUGUCCACGUAUCUGGUGGCCUUUGUUAUAUCCGAUUUUGAGCACAUCUCCACAAGCUAUCGUGGGAUAACACAAAGUGUGUACUCAUCGCCCACAUUGAAAGAGAAGGGCCAAUAUGCCCUCAAGAAUGCUGUGCUAACAGUGUCUGCUUUAGAGGAUUACUUUAGCAUUAGUUAUCCAUUGGAGAAACUCGAUCAUGUUGCAUUGAAUAAGAAUUUUGGUGCUGCUAUGGAAAACUGGGGACUCAUCACAUACAAAGAGGACAAUUUGUUGUCACAGGAGAAGGGUGAUUUGUUCAAACGGGUAAAGGAUAAGAUAACACAAAAUCAUGAGAUAGUCCAUCAAUGGUUUGGUAAUCUUGUAUCACCCGAAUGGUGGUCUUACGCCUGGAUGAAUGAGGGUUUUGCCUCAUACUUUUCCUAUGUGAUCACGGAUAUGCUAUAUCCCGAGCUUAAGGUCAUGGAUUUCUUUGCCGACUCUGAGGCUGAUCGUGCCUAUAGCUAUAAUAGUUUUCUCGAUGUACGACCAAUGACUUCCUAUGUGGAGACGGAAGCAGAAAUUGUCAGUGCCUUUGAUAUUAUCACAUAUAAGCGUGCCGCUUGCGUAAUUAAAAUGUUUCAUCACGCAUUCCAUCGAAAGACCUUUGUGAGCGGCAUUAGUGGUUUUCUUAGCAAAUACCAAUACAGUGUGGCCAAUGAGCUGAAUCUAUUCGAUUGUCUGCAAACAGCAGUACUUCAGGACGGUCAGUUUCCACAUCAGUUAUGGACGCAUAAAGUGCGUGAAAUAAUGUUAUCAUGGACACACAGCGAAUGGAUGCCAAUUGUAUCUGUGAUACGUAAUUAUCAGAAUAACACAAUCACAUUUCGUCAACGUUCGAUCCAUUCGAAAAGCGAACACUGGUGGAUACCCUUGAAUUUUGCUACCACCCAGCAGCCAAGCUUUGAGCAGACCCAUGCCGAAUACUUUAUGCCACCCCAGACGCAGCACACCAUUAGCCUGGAGGACCUGAAGCUGCAGCUUAAUGGGAGUGAUUGGUUGAUUGUUAACAAACAGCAGACAGGAUUCUAUCAUGUGCACUAUGAUAAUGAAAAUCUGCAGGCUAUUGCUCGACAAUUGCAGACGGAUCAUACACAAAUACAUCCUGUGAAUCGAGCCGCACUGAUUCAGGAUAUAAAUUCUUUAAUAGAGCACAAUGCGAUUGAAUCAAUGAAUGUGGUUCUUGAAAUGCUCAAGUAUAUGGAAUUCGAACAGGAUCUAAGGCCUUGGAAAAGUGUUUCCGAUACAAUACCGAUUUUGCAAAAGAAUUUAUUUGGCACCCCCUCCUACACAAUGUUUUUGCAGUUUGUAAGACGUCUGGUCACACCCAUGUUCAAGAGCCUGUUCGGGGAGACAAAUGGAGGACAGGUUAACGAAACUGUUUUUGAGAGCGGCGAAAUAAUAAUUCAUAUAGCUUGUGCAGUAGAUUUAGCCGAGUGCCUGGACUACACCCAUCGACAGGCAAUGGAAUACUUUUUCAAUAAGGUCCACAUCGACAACUACAACAUAUACGACACUAUGCUCUGCUUUGGCACGAAAUAUUUAAAUGAUGAUGAGUUUGAACAAGCCUUAAAAAUGCUACAGAGUAUUGAACGAGAAUCUGCUUAUGCCGAUGAUAUGCUCUACUCACUCCGUUGCAUUCAAAGUCAUAGUCAUUUACUUCACUAUCUGGAAUUCUUAAUGGGUGAAAAUUCAACUCAUCAUGCACUUAACGACAACGAGGCUAUGAUGUAUCUACCGUUUCUUUAUAAAUCAAAUUUGGAGGGACGUUCAGUAAUUUGGCAAUUUAUUGAUCGUAACUACAAGUUGCUUUGUAGAUCGCCCACAUUUGUGGAACAUUUCAAUGAGAUAGCCGAGUUUCUGCCCCAACAUCAGAGGGCCUACUUUGAAACAUUGCGUGAAAAGAUCGCCACACAUUUGCGACAUGAAAGUCUCAAUUCAAGGGACAUUCUCAUCAAUAGCAAUUCCAAUAACGUGGGCAAAAAGAUGCGAAACAGUGAACUAUUUCUGGAGAAAUUUGAACAUGAGAUCCAUAAAUGGCUGUUAAAUGAGAUUCCUCAAUCGGAAGAUGUAUUCGCAGCGUCGCUAAGUGUGAGCAAUGGUUCGAGUCGAUCGGAAGGUGUUUUACAGACGGCCAAUCGUCUGGUACAAAGGGCAUUGCAUUCUAACAUAUUGUUAUAGCGCUCAGUGUAAAAAAAUUAAAAAAUAAAUUAAUUCUUAUAGUAAAUUUAAU
Molecule: messenger RNA, 3020 nt
Organism: Drosophila willistoni
Lineage: Eukaryota; Metazoa; Arthropoda; Insecta; Diptera; Drosophilidae
Product: endoplasmic reticulum aminopeptidase 1
Exons: 6
Coding region: 26-2968 (980 amino acids)
Biological process (GO): proteolysis; peptide catabolic process
Cellular component (GO): cytoplasm
Molecular function (GO): peptide binding; zinc ion binding; metalloaminopeptidase activity
Source: RefSeq, a predicted model, not a curated record